GAAAAGUAGAAGGAAAAAAAAACCAAUUGUCCAAAACAUUGGACAUUGGACUCUCGAAUUUAGUCUCUCAAAUCUCCAGAAAGGGAAGAACAAAAAUGAAAAACCCCUGACCAAUUUUUCCCUCUCCGUCACUUUCUCUCUCACACACUCACACAGUUUCACUCACCCCGCAGCGUUCUAUUACAUACGUUACUCGUCGACCUUGUUUUCCUCCCGUUUUUCAUCCGCAGCGCACUUUCGAUCUACAAAAAUCCACAUUCCCGUUUCCCACCGCCGCCCUUAGAGAUCCCUCAACAAAACCCUCUUCUCUUUGAUCUUUCCCGGCAUUUUUGCUACCCAAAAGGUUUGGAUAUGCCUUGUGGUUCCGUUGGCGGAAAAAUUGAGUUUAGUUUUUGUAUAAUAAAAUAACAGUUCUUAUUGGGCCUGUCUAGUUUUAGUGAUAGAAAUGGACGCGAAGUUUGGGGGUUUCGUUAUUGACCUUAACGAGACGCCGUUGUCGUCUCCGCGGGACACGGUUAUGGAAGAUAAAGACGACGAUGACGACGUCGUUAUAAUCGAGCGCCCUUUUGCGGCUGUUCGCGAGGUGAAGAAGGAGAAGGAUGUGAUUGGGGUGGCGUGUAUUGCGUGUGGGAGUGGGUUUAAGGGGAAGAUUGUCGGGAACAGCGAGGAGAUGAAGAAUUGGAAGUGUUUUAAAUGUUUGCUAAAGAAUGAGGACGGCGAUAGAGGAGCACGGAAUGGCGGCGGCGGCGGCGGCAGCCGCGCUGGUAGUGGCGGUGGAGGGGGAGGGGUGGCGCUUUUGGAUAUAAAUGCUUCGCCUCCGAUGGAGGUGGACGGGGAGGGGGAGAUAGAAGGGAUUCCCGUGGGCGUGGGCCCUCGUUUUGACUUGGCUAAGCCAUAUGGGGACAGAAGCCACGGCGGCAGCAAGUAUGAGAUUUAUUUUUGCAAUAUUACUCGUUUCUGCUUACAUCUUUGAUAUUAGUUUUGGGUUUAUUCAGAUAAUGCUUUUUCUUCUUGAGCUGAAAGUUGGGGUGUUUUUGGUUCUUUAAUUGAUUUAAUUUGAGCUCUUUCUGUUUCAGUUGCUUGGUUAUAUUUUAUGUUCUGCUCGCAAGGAUGAUUUUUAGAUUCUUACUCUUUAAUCAACGGUGGACUUUGUGUGCAUUAAAGCAAAGCAAUGAAUAUAGGAACGCAGAUAGCAAAAUUAUGACUAUAGUCUUCAAUUACAGCAUUUAAUCCAUCAAACAAACCUUCAAGGGGGGCAACCUUGAUGGAUUGGGACCUUGAAGGUAAAUCUGGAUUGAUCAUUAUGAUCUCCGUUUAAUUGAUACCACAAUUACCCCAGUAAGUUAGAAAGGCCAUCAUCAAGCAAGUAUAUCUUUCAAACAAUGGAAAAUUGGUGAAAUAAUCAAAGACUAUAUUAGCAAAAUGUUGUUGUUGGGCUUGGAAAAUGAAACACACCCAUCUUUGUUUACUUAUAAAUUGGCUGACCAUGGGAUUGUCAGUUAACUAGAAGUGCACGGUGGCCUUUCUUAAGAUUCCACAAAAGAGAUCUCUGAUUGAAGAGCAGGAUAAUAAUAUACAUGCAUUGGGCAAAAGAAGGAAGGACUAUGCUUCUUUUAUUAACUUGUAAUACAAUCCUCAUUAAUUUGAUUGGGUAUAUAGGUGUUGCUGUUGUUGGUGCUGCAAAAGUUGAGUGGCAAAAUGUUGAGGGUCCUGUUAUAUAAUUUAAGUUGUUGAAAAUAUUUCCCCUUGUAAUUGAAGUCUAGAAGACAAUAAGUUCUUGAGGUGGCACUGAAAGAAGAAGAAACUAUUCUCCAGUGUUUUAUUCAUUGUUAAAUUUUGGCCAUAAACUUUAUUCUCUGACAUCAUUUUUGAACAAGCAUUGUGUUUUUCUUUUCAGUUUACCAUAGUGAGAAUAGUGAGACUAAUUUGAUUUGAUGCGGUUAGUGAAAAGUUGUCAUGGUUUGAAAUAAAUUUGAUGAGAAGCUGUUCAAAGAAGUGAUUGAAUAUGAUUGAAUAAGAGGUUAUUAGCCAAACUGCUAAGAAUUACUACGGCCUUUUUUUUAUUGAAGACGAGGUUACUUUGUUUGAUGUUACCCAAAUGCUUCUUGAAUCAGAGACCCCGAUGUUAUAGUAGUUUAGAUGGAUUUUUGUAUGUGUAUUCUUUGUAUUUAUGAGCUUUGUAGUAUUUUUCCUAAUAACCGUUGCUCUCUUUAGAGUGCAGAUUGUUAGCAAUUCUCCAUUUUCUGCCCGUAGUCUUUUUCCAGCAUUUCAGCAUAUUUUUUCUUCAGAGAGAAGUUAUGAUCUUCUGAAGGCUCCACGUACUUCAACAGAUAUUGUUAAUUCAGGUUACAGUGAUAUAAUGAAUCAGAGAGGACUCCCUAAUACUAGUUCAAAUGACAUUGUAAAAGGGGCUACUCCUGAAGGACUCCAGGGCACUCAUACUACACCAACGGAUCGUCAUUCUCAGAUUCCAAUUGGUAUCUACCUUGAGGGCCUUCGUGAGUAUAUUGCUGAAAGAAAGGGUGUCUUACCUGAUGGUUGGAAUGUGGAGUUUGAGUUUUGUGAUAAAAGGCUUAAAACCUGUGCUAUUUAUAUUGCUCCUGAUGGAAAUAGGUUCGAGUCUAUGUCCGAUGUUGCUCAACAUUUAGGGUUGCCAAAUUCUCAUCCAUUGCGAUCUGAGAGUGCAGAAAAUGGUUUUGGCGCUGUGCAGAAUGCAUCCUAUUCUAGCCAGAGGAAAGAAUCAUCUGGACCCAGGAAUGCUAAUAACUCCUGUCAGCGUCAGAAUCUUUCGAGGACGAGCAGCUCCCCGAGGGUCUCAACAUUAGAUGUGGAGAGUCUGAAUACUUGCCAGGAAGGAUUCCCUGUGCAGUUUGAGGACUUUUAUCUUAUUUCAGCAGGAGCCGUUGAUUUACGCCCACCUUACCACAAUGCUCACCAGAUUUGGCCUGUAGGUUAUAGAUCUACCUGGCAUGAUAAGAUUACUGGUUCCCUCUUUCUAUUCGAUAUUAGUGAUGGGGGCGAUUCGGGCCCAGUGUUUAUGGUUAGAAGAUGUCCCUGCACCAUGCAGCCGAUGCCGACUGGCUCAAUAGUCCUCACUAACACAAAAUCGGUCGGUCUAAAUGGGGAUGAGGAUGCUGGGACCCACUCAGCAGCAUCGAGUACAAUAGAUGAGGAAAGUGCUUCGAUUUUAAUGAUGCUCGCUGAAAGUAGUCCACCAGACAUGGAAGAUGAUAUCUCUUCUAAUAAGAUGCGAAGUGAAGAUAUUGAUUCUCAUAAGGAAAAUCCUCUUUCAUCUGAUUCCUUUUCGAAACUUCCUGGAAACUUCACGCCCAAUAUUCUUGGACGGAGAGAUGAUAUUGGUGAAUUUCGGGUAGAGGGAAGGUCGACAUUGUCUGUGUGGCAAAUGGUGUCUGAAACAUUUUUGCAUACUUGCCGUGAAGUGUAUAAACAAAAAGGUGUGAUUCGGUUUGGCUGUGACCAUGAUUUAUGUGGAACAAAUGCAAGUCGACUUGGCAAGGUGGAUUCUCUGUCCAAGUUUUCCCCUUGUGCUGGACUGAUCAAUGUACCACACUUAGUUCAAAGUGAUAAAGAGUUUCAGUCCACCUGUCAAUUGGUGGCAAAAUGGUUGGAAGAGGAAAGAUUUGGACUUGAUGCCGAAUUCGUGCAGGAGAUCAUAGAGCAGCUUCCGGGUGUUUCUGGAUGUUCAGAAUAUAAGCUUUUGAGUAAACGCAAGCAUCAUUCUAGGCAACAAACUGUCAAAAAUGGGUUCCUUCAGGCAAAAAGGAGGAAUAAUAACUAUUCUCGGAUGGCGGCUGAUGUCUACUUUAGAAAUUUUAAAGGACCCAAAGAGCGCAGGUACUCCACAUCAAGAGUGCCGUUUCCGGUUGGUAGGGCAUUUAGCUCAAAACUUCCUAGUUAUUUGAUCGGUGACACCUUGCAGGCUUGGGAAUUCUCGUGGCGUUUUUCUGAAGUUCUGGGGCUGCAAGAAGCUGUUUCUUUUGAGAAACUUGAAGAUGAGCUACUAGAUCCAUGGUUAGAUGGCUCAAGUUUGCUUGGAAAGUCUAGAAAGCAGAUUCAUGAUUCUAGAGAUGUCUUCUUUGGAAUAGAUAGAGAUGUAUCUGAUAGUAGAUCAUGUAGUUGUAGAUGUACUGGUGUAGUUUUGGCUAAGACUCAUAGUUCAUUGCUAAAAGUUUUAGUUGGAGAGCUGCUUUCGAAAGUUGCAGGAUAUGUGGAUCCCAAUUUUGAUGCCGGGGAAUCCAAAUCCAGACGAGGGAGAAAAAAAGAUGCUGAGUACUCAGCUAUUGCCAAGAAGAUGAAGCUUGAUAUGAUUCCUAUCAAUGAUCUAACUUGGCCUGAAAUUGCUCGGAGAUACAUUUUAUCUGUUUUGUCAAUGGAUGGUAAUCUUGAGUCAGCAGAGAUAGCUUGCCGUGAGAGUGGUAGAGUUUUCCAUUGCUUGCGGGGUGAUGGUGGGACUGUUUGUGGCUCUCUGACUGGAGUGGCGGCACUGGAGGCAGAUGCAUUACUUCUUGCAGAGGCAACAAAGCAAAUUUUUGGUUCACCGAAUAAUAAUAGUGAAUCAGGAAGCAUCAAUGCAAGUGAUGUUGUUGCAAUGGAUAUUACAGAAAAAAAUGAGAUGAAUAAUGGUGAAGUUCCUCAUUGGGCACAACUGUUGGAACCUGUAAGAAAGCUUCCGACAAAUGUUGGAGCCCGGAUUAGGAAGUGUGUGAAUGAAGCUCUGGCUAAUGAUCCACCUGAGUGGGCAAGAAAGGUUUUGGAGCAUUCUAUCAGUAAGGAAGUGUACAAGGGAAAUGCAUCAGGGCCAACAAAGAGAGCAGUAAUAUCAGUUCUAGAAGAUUUGAAUCGCGAGAAACCGCAGCCAAAACCUGAAAAACAAGAGAAGCCAAAGAUUGUUUAUUCUGUUCCUGAUCUUAUAACAAAACAAUGUCAGAUAGUACUCCGGCGAGCAGCAGCAGCAGAUGAAGAUAGAGUCUUUUGUAACCUGCUAGGAAGAACAUAUUUGAAUCCUGACGAUAAUGAUGAUGAGGGACUUCUUGGUUAUCCCGCAAUGGUCUCUCGUCCUUUGGAUUUUAGGACAAUUGAUUUGAGGUUGGCUGCCGGUGCCUAUGGGGGAUCACAUGAAGCUUUCAUUGAUGACGUCCGGGAGGUUUGGCACAACAUACGUGUUGCAUAUAAAGAGCAAAGUGAUUUUGUUGAUUUGGCUGAAACUCUUUCCGAGCAAUUCGAAGUUCUCUAUGAAAAAGAGGUUGUCAGCUUUGUUCAUAAAAUCAUGUUACCUCCUGAUGCUAGCUCUGAAUUUGAAAAAGAGAGAGAAGAUAUAUUUGCUCGUGUAAGUGAGAGCUUAAUUCCGAAAGCUUCUUGGGAGGAGGGCAUUUGCAAAGUAUGUGGCAUGGAUAAAGAUGAUGACAACGUUUUACUAUGUGAUACCUGUGAUUCGGAGUAUCAUACUUACUGCUUGAAUCCUCCACUGAUAAGAAUUCCUGAAGGAAACUGGUAUUGCCCAUCGUGUGUUGCUGGUCAGCCCAUGUCCCAGGGUGCACCUUAUGGCUCUCAAGUGGUUAAGCGAUACUGGAAAGGAAGGCGUCAGAGGAAAUACUUACACAAGAAUAUGGAGAUGCUGGCUCAACUGGGAAACGCAAUGGAAUCAAGUGAAUAUUGGGAUCUUCGUGUUGAGGAGAGAGUUUUCCUCAUGAAGUUCCUCUGCGAUGAGGCCUUGAAUUCAGCUGUUCUUCGAGACCAUAUAGGCCAAUGUAGCAUAAAGUUUGCUGAUAUGCAGCAGAAAUUACGUUCACUCAACUCUGAACGGAAGCUUUUGAAAUUCAAGGAAGAAAGCUUGGCUCUAAACAUUGCAAAAACGAAGGGCCCUGUGCAAAUUGGUGGGGGAGAGUUGGCUUCCCUGGCCUCUGACGAUCCCAAGUUGAAGUCUAACAUCUCUGAUGUCAGCAAGGCAAUGCCACCUUCCCCUGUCUAUUUGAAUCAGAUGGAGGACGGUCGACAUGCAAGCAUAGGGAAAGUGCUGGUUUCCGAGAGCUCCAGUACCAACAACAUGAGUGUUCCGUCUGGCAAGGAUGGCAUCCAAUCAAGACAUACUGAAGGAUCCAGGUGCAAGAAUGAGUUAUUAGAAUCUGAUUCGCAACACAAGUAUGAGAAGGAUCAGAGUAGUGUUGAUUUAUCUGUAGGUGGUGAUUCGAGUGCAUCUUUGCCAUGUAUGUCAGGACAAAUAUCCUCUGACCUGGCCGAUCAGCAUUCAGUUGACCACCUAUCCGCUUCUCAGUGUCUACAGAAUUCCACCCAAGUCAAUGGAAGUUCACCUCAAGAGUGCAAUGAGGAACUGAGCUACCUUAAGAGCGAAAUAACUCUUUUACAAGACUCUAUAGAUAAGCUUGAGUCAGAACUCCUUCAGUUAGCUGUACGGAAGGAAUGUUUGGGAAGGGAUACAGAUGGGAGGGUGUACUGGAUUUAUGCAAGGCCUGGUUCUUGUCCCUGGAUACUGGUCAAUGGGUCUUCAAAUACGGAAGAUGUUUUUGAACCAGAUAAGCUUUUUCUCAAUUUCAAUUUGUGGACAUGUUACCGUACUCGAGCUGAAGUGGAAGAACUUGUGAAUUGGCUAGGUGAGGGAGAUUCAAGGGAUCGAGAAUUGAAAGAAUGCAUUUUACACUGGCAAUGUAACAAAUCCAUGGACGCCUAUGAUACUGAUAAUGAUGUCCUCAUUACUGGAAAACAAAUUUCCAGUAGUAACUCUAUGGAGGGGAAUGCAGGAGAUUAUAAUCUUUUGGUCACAAAGGCCGUGAGGUCUUUGGAAAAAAAAUUUGGUCCUUGCUUUGACAUAUGGGCAAAUGACAUCAACAAGAAUCUUAAAAUUGAAGUCCCUCGCCAGGGUGAAAUGCGUCGGUGUGAGUGCCUUGAAAUGUUGUGGGCUUCUUGCUUUCAUUGCUUGUCCUGUCACAGUAGUUUUCCUACUGAUGAAGAAUUAGCACAGCACGCUGAUGGAAAGUGCAAGCCAACUUCUGCUAUUUGUCCAAGUAUCCAGAAAAAUGAAGAUUCAAUGCACAAAAAGAUGUAUAGAUCUGAAAAACCGGCAGAAAAAUGUACUAGUAGUGGUGCUGUUCUUACUUCUAUGAGUGAGAAGCAAGACAAUGGGUUUAGCUGCUUUGAUCGUCCACUUGAACCAGAUUGCCCAUUCAACUUUCAGGAAAUUCUUUCCAGAUUUAAACUGGAAACAUCACUUAAGGAGCUCGUGAAGGAAGUAGGCUUAAUUGGUUCUAAUGGUGUAGUAUCUUUUGUGCCUAGCAGAUCUUAUCAUGAUGACCCGUUGCUGUCCUUGUCUCGGUCUGCGAAUAAUGUGGAAACCAUUGGAGAUGUGCCUUCGAAUCUAGAAAGCCAGCGACGACAAUCCGAGCAUGGAGUUCGUGACAGUGUAGGUAAAAAUAAUGGCAUAUCAGCAUGUGCUAAGAAUAGUAGGAUCGAUAAGGUACAAGACGCAGCAAAAUCUGAGUUUGUGAAACCCGCGUCAUCGAAGAAAUGGUUUCAAUUUCCUUUUGCUGUAAUUAAGAGUUCUAUCGUUCGCAAAUCAGCAUUAGUGCCCAAAGUAGGUAAAGCUUAUGAAAUUCUUCGGUGCCUGAAGAUCAACUUGCUUGAUAUGGAUGCUGCUCUUCCUGAAGCUUCUCUGAAACCAUCAAGAUCAAGUUCAGAUCGGCGAUGUGCCUGGAGGGCUUUUGUAAAAUCUGCGAAUACUAUCUAUGAGAUGGUCCAAGCAACAAUCAUAUUUGAGGAUGCAUUAAAAGCCAAUUACUUGAAGAAUGACUGGUGGUACUGGUCAUCUCCUUCAGCUGCAGCUAAUAUCUCUACCCUCUCUGCCCUUUCUCUUCGCAUAUACACCUUGGAUUCUGCCAUCUUGUAUGAGAAAUCUCCGGCUGAUGAUACCACAGAAAUGUCUACUCCUGAUUGCAAAUCCGAAAAAGAAGCUCAAAUAAAAUCAGUCCCAGCCGAUAACUCGAAGCAUAACACGCAACUUGCACAAAAGACACCUGAGUCAGAUUCCGGUGAGAAUUCAAAACCAAGGACCAGAGCAAGCAAGCGGAAGAGAGACCUGGAGGGCUGAUUCAUAGCGUGUUGCUUCAUUUUUGUCGGGGUGUAAAUCUUGCUGAUUGUAUGGGUAGCAGGAAGACGUAUUCACACCUGUCUUGGUGUUACGUCAGGAAGCAGGAAGAGCUCUCCUUGUAACUUCUGAGUACCUUGUCCAUCUACUGCAAUUAUUUACAGGCCUGCUGUCUGCAGUUAUUAGGGUACUGAAUUAUGAAAUGGAGGUUGGAAGGAACCACACAGCCUCUGUUCUCCUUGUCUGUGCUUUCGGGGGGGUAAAAGAUACUUGUUUUUAUCUGGGAAUCUGGCUUGGAACAUGGCAUUGCUUCCUUAGAAGUGUAUUAUUUUGCUGCCCCUGAACGAGGUGCAUUGUAGCCAUAGUAAAGAACAAAAGUAGAGAAACAGGAUCAAAUAUAAAACGAGAGAGCUUAAAGAAGAGUGGAGCAUAGCCUAGGAACAGAAAUUAGAUGUAAUGUACAUAAAGAGGAAUGUUGAAUAGGUGUAGUGUGUGUACAUAUGUGAGAUCCUGUAACUGCUGUUUAGUCCUUUGUAAGUUUAAGUAAUUGGAUACUCACACUCCUCCGAAAACUCUCCUCCUAAAAUUUUCAGUGGAAGGAGUUCGGUGGCCUCUGCUUUUUGUGGUUUAAAAAUGUGCCUUUCUUCCUACUAUUUGGUUUG
This is a messenger RNA of Oldenlandia corymbosa var. corymbosa, 8778 nucleotides long. The record is from the annotation of a GenBank genome assembly. Lineage: Eukaryota; Viridiplantae; Streptophyta; Magnoliopsida; Gentianales; Rubiaceae.